This is a messenger RNA of Osmia bicornis bicornis, 5106 nucleotides long. RefSeq lists its product as uncharacterized. NCBI's taxonomy places the organism in Eukaryota, Metazoa, Arthropoda, Insecta, Hymenoptera, Megachilidae. The record is from RefSeq and is a predicted model, not a curated record. Gene Ontology annotation, biological process: DNA integration. The transcript has 6 exons. Bases 1 to 5106 code for a protein of 1701 amino acids. Gene Ontology annotation, molecular function: nucleic acid binding.
AUGGCUCACCAAGGGAAAAGCUCAGAGAAAUGGAGCGAAAUGGACAGCUCCAAGGAGUCGCUAGAGGUGCCGGAAAAAGGCGCAUCAGGCCGCUCAUCUCCCGCUCUGGCUGCGACGGAACCAGCGCGCCGAACACCGUCGCCGCAUCAACAUGCGACACGCGCCAGUGCACCUUCCUCUCUACCUGUUGAUCUGCAGCUCAAGGUUAAGACGCAGCAGGGACGGCUCCGCUCAAUGAGGCGUCUGCUCACUAAGCUCCACGAGAAUUCGGGCCAGCUCUCGAAGGAAGAGCUCGACGACCUGAAGCAGCAGGCCGACGAAGCCCUGAAAGCAUUUGGGAAAGAGCACGCUCAUUUCGAGGUGGUGUGGCCCUCCUCGAUGACGGAUCACCCAUAUUUCAACGAGGAACUUCAUGAGCAGAUGCAGGACGCUCACUCCGACGCUAAGUCCCUGAUCGCCAAGGAGAGGGCCAGGCUCACGGCUCAACGACCGGUUCAACAGACAGAGCAACCAACCAAGACGCCAGCUCAAUCUAAGCUACCUGACAUCGCACUGCCUAAGUUCAAUGGCAGUUACACCGACUGGCCCUCAUUUAUUGAUCUGUUCACCUCAGUAGUGAUCAACAGAGAGGACUUGGACGACGUCCAGAAAUUUUACUAUCUCAAGGGAUGCCUGCGAGGAGAGCCGCUCAAGAUCAUCUCAAACCUAUCACUCACCGGAUCAUCGCUCAAUUCAGCCAUCGCCCAGCUCAAGAGCCGUUAUGAGAACAAACGCCGGCUCAUACAAGCUCAUUUAGAUCAACUGGCGUCGCUACCUGCUGGACCGCCGACCAUGGCAGCUGAGCAAGCGAAGAGCCUGAGCCAGCUCAUUUCGACAGCUCUGGAGACGAGAAACGCUGUGCUCAAUUUGGUGGAUGCGGGAACACUGGGCGACUGUAUGCUGGUGCAUCAGGUUAGCCGCAAGCUGGACCGUACGACCAAGGAGAGGUGGGAGUUGUCGCUCGGGGCGACGACUGAGUUUCCAAGGUUCGACUCGCUGGUGGAAUUCGUCACCGCCCGUGUGAGGACCUUGGAGUCGCUAAGCGAGGACCAGGCGAAGGCAGCUCAACCAAGAGCGGCACCAGCGCGGCAAACAGCUCAACCUACACAGCUCCGAAGUCCAGUUCACGCCGCAGUAGCUGCAGCGCCAGCUCACCAGACGGCUCCGCGAAGCACCGAGACGCCCCACUCGGAGCGACCAUCGCCCUUCGAGUGCUGUGAUUGUUGCGGAGGGCAACAUUAUAUUGUUGCCUGCGCGCUCUUCAGGAGCAUGACACCAAAGGUACGAGCUCAGUGCAUUGAAACCAAGCGCCUGUGCUAUAACUGCCUGGGCAGGCACAGCGUACGCUCGUGUUCCGAAAUCUCGUUCAUCUCCGAAGAACUCACCCGUCUGCUCAACCUUCGGAGACACAGAUCAUCCAUCACAAUCAUUGGUGUUGGUGGAACAAAAUCAACUGAAACAAAGUGUGUGGUCACUGUCAUACUCCAAUCGAUGCAUUCACAACAGACUGUCUGCAUCCAGGCUCACGUGCUCACAGCCGUAUCGACAAUCCUGCCAUCGUUCUCAAUGAGAACUCCGGAUUGGCCUCACAUUAGAAAAUUGAGGUUGGCGGACAAUGAUUUCUUGACACCACGACCAGUCGAUUUAAUCAUUGGAGCGGAUUUCUACGGAAGGAUCAUCAAGCCAAAUAUCAUCAAGGGCUCACCAACAACACCAAUUGCUCAACUUUCCAUUUUUGGAUGGCUCGUCAUUGGCCCAGUCAACGAAUCACAUUCAAAUACUCAUUAUUCACAUUUUGCAGUUGCUCAAGACGACCAGAGCAAUCUGCAAGCGCUGCUCACCAAAUUCUGGGUUCAAGAGGAAUCACCAAUGGAUGUUCCAAGCACGCUCACUCCGGAGGAAGAAGAAUGCGAAUCACAUUUCUGUGCGACUCAUUCUCGUGAUCACACAGGAAGAUGUUUACAAAGCACGUUGCGACGACUCUCCAAGGAUUCAACAUACAACCAGCUCUACGUCGAGUUCAUGAAAGAGUACGAAGAAUUAGGACACAUGGUAAAGGCUCCAGAUCACCAAAGAAUUUCAUCAAGAGAGGCUGAGAACGUUGGGCCUGAUGGGGAGAUGACCUUGGCACAUGAUGCUUCGGCAUCAGGAGGGUUGAGGGUCUCUUCUGACGGUUCAACACCUCAGACCUCUGCUCAUCUUCAACCAUAUUAUUUGCCUCACCAUGGAGUUCUACGUCUCGACAGUUCAACAACGAAGCUCAGGGUUGUAUUCAACGGAUCAAAAGCUACGACAUCAGAUGUUCUAAUUUGGCUUCGCCAUUAUCACCACAUUUUUGCCACAGACAUCACAAAAAUGUAUCGCCAGGUAGCAGUUCACAAGGAUGAUUGGGAUCUCCAGCGAAUCCUUUGGAUCGAUGAAGACCGCAAUGUCAUCCCUUACCAGCUCACAACUGUCACGUACGGUACAAAGGCGGCUCCCUUCCUGGCGACACGAGCACUCAUGCAACUUGUUCACGAUGAGGGUCAUCGAUUCCCUCUGGCAACGCCUUCGCUCACACAUGGCAGAUAUGUGGACGAUAUCUUUGGAGGAGCAGACUCAAUCUCGGAACUUGUGGAGGUCGCUCAACAGCUGAUUGCAUUGUGCAACGCGGGCGGAUUUCCACUCGCAAAAUGGCAUGCGACUCACCCAGAUCUUCUACGGGCUGUUUCGUCAUCCACACAAUCGUCAGCUCCCAUAUCAUUUGACGACUGCACUACCAAAUUACUCGGUAUUCAAUGGAUGCCUCAAACUGACGCAUUCGGCUUCUCAUCAACUUUGACUGAUCAACCAAGUUUCGUCUCACCGGUAAUAGUACGAGCAAAAAUGCUAUUACAAGAACUCUGGCUACACAAAAUCAAUUGGGACGACCAAUUACCGUCUCAAAUUGUAUCACGAUGGUUCAUUAUCAGAGAAGAUCUCAAAGGUUUGGCCAAACUGACAAUUCCAAGAUGGUUCAACACAUGGAACAAUUCAACUGUAGAAAUUCAUGGAUUCUCUGAUGCUUCUCAACUUGCCAUGGCAGCAGUGAUUUACAUCACUACAAAAGUUGCACCACUGAAGAGGCUCACGAUACCCAGAUUGGAGUUGUCGGCCGCACUCCAACUGGCAAAACUCACAAAAUAUGUUCAAUCAACGCUCAAGGUGAAGAUCAAUGCAACGCACCUAUGGACAGACUCUCAAGUUUCGCUCAUAUGGAUCAAAUCGCAAGCAUCACGUUGGAAGGAUUAUGUUCGGAACAGAGUCAUUCAGAUCCAAGAACUCACUCCAAAUGCGCAUUGGAGGCAUGUUCCAGGUACUUCUAAUCCAGCCGACUGUGCUUCCCGAGGCAUUUCGACAGAUCAACUCCAACGAUUCGAGCUUUGGUGGAAAGGUCCUCCAUGGAUGGUUCGAGAUCAAGAUCAUUGGCCAGAGCAAAAGGAAUUCUCAACUUUAACCAGCGAGCUCGAAGUGAGACCCAAUGUCUCACUUUUUGCUUCAGCUCAAAAGCUAAGUUAUCAUUGGGAUCUCAUUUAUAAAUAUUCAUCUCUUAUUAAGCUGUAUAGACUGACUGCACUUUGUUUCAGGUUUGCCUCACGGCUUAAGAGAAAGCUCGAAACUCCUCCUGCGAUCAUCAUACCAUCCUGCGACAUGGAGAAGGCGCAGCUCUUCUGGAUUCACGCGACUCAACACUUGUAUUUCACCAGCGAAAUCAAGACGCUCAACUCAGGCUCAACCCUGCCUGCAACUCACCCCUUCAGUCGCCUCACCGCCUUCAUCGAUUCGCAGGGAACAAUACGAGUAGGAGGAAGACUCACAAACACAGCGCUCAGCAGGGAUGAAAAACAUCCAGCGAUCCUCCCACGGGACGCUCACCUGUCGAAGAUCAUCAUUGAAGAUGCUCACAAGCGAACAUUUCACGGAGGAACGCAGCUCAUGCUCGCAUACAUUCGACAACGGUACUGGAUCAUCGGUGGCAGAGCUCCUGUAAAAUCUUACAUUUUGAGAUGUGUCGUGUGUGCUCGUCAGAGGGGGAUUCGUGCUCGUCAGAUGAUGGGUCAACUACCUCUCUGUCGAGUCACACCAUCACGACCAUUCGCUCACACCGGUGUCGAUUAUGCAGGACCGAUCACAAUGAAAAAUUCAAAGGGAAGAGGCUCGAAAACAAUCAAAGGAUGGAUCUGCGUGUUCGUAUGUUUCUCCUCAUCAGCUGUUCACCUCGAGGUUGUCAGCGAUUACUCAACCGAGGGAUUUCUGGCAGCCUACAGAAGAUUCUCAUCACGAAGAGGGAUCGCUCACAAGUUGUACUCUGACUGUGGUACAAAUUUCAUUGGAGCACAGGCAGAGUUCAAACGCCUGUUCACGUCAAGUUCACAGGAGCACCGGCAGAUCGCAUCGAUUCUGUCAGCUGACAGCACUCAAUGGAUGUUCAACCCACCAGCUGCUCCUCACAUGGGAGGAAAAUGGGAAGCUGUGGUGAAAUCAAUCAAGUACCAUCUCAGGAGAACAAUUGGUGAGCUCUUACUAACAUUCGAAGAGUUUUCCACUCUCCUCACACAGAUCGAAGCGGUGCUCAACUCAAGACCAUUGGAGCCGCUCAGUGACGAUCCCGACGACAUCUCUGCGCUCACCCCAGGACACUUCCUCAUCGGUUCAGCGCUCAACACGAUACCAGAACCAUCACUGCUCGACGUCUCACCAGGUAGAUUGUCGAAAUGGCAACUGAUCCAGCAAAGGGUUCAACACUUCUGGUCUCAGUGGUCUCGACACUACCUGCAGAGACUUCAAUCAAUCUCAAAGUGGCAUCAUCCAUCGAACGACAUCAAGACAGGCUCGUUGGUGCUGCUCACGAACGAGCAUCUUCCACCGAGCAAGUGGCCACUCGCAAGAGUGACCGAAGUUCACCCCGGCAAGGAUGCCCUCACCAGGGUCGCAACCGUGAAGACUGCAACCACGACUCUCGUCAGACCGAUCACCAAGCUUGUCAUCCUGCCUGUUCACCAUCAAGCUGAGCUCACCUCUGCAGAAACAUCAUCAACGAGUUGCUGA